Myotis myotis is the source of this 1239-nucleotide messenger RNA. RefSeq names its product ferritin light chain-like. The transcript has 3 exons. Gene Ontology annotation, molecular function: ferrous iron binding; ferric iron binding. The record is from RefSeq and is a predicted model, not a curated record. Gene Ontology annotation, cellular component: cytoplasm. The coding region runs from base 317 to 892 and encodes 191 amino acids. Gene Ontology annotation, biological process: iron ion transport; intracellular iron ion homeostasis. NCBI's taxonomy places the organism in Eukaryota, Metazoa, Chordata, Mammalia, Chiroptera, Vespertilionidae.
GGGCGUGCCGCUACCCGUCCGCUCUUCAGCAGCCGCUCGGGGUGGUGGAAGAGCCAGUGAGGAGAGCGCGACGGCGGCGGAGCCAUCGGUGGGCGACGCGGGGGAAAGCGAGGCCCAAGCCUGUGCAUCGAGGUGCUGAGGCGACUCAGAGCAGAGAAGGAAUCUGAGUGGUGUGAAGUUAUAUUUACUCAGGGAAAGUUUCUGGGAAGAGUCACCACCUUCCGAACCACCUCAGCCAUCCUCAGCCUUUGAGACCAGCCAACACUGUUUUUUUGUUGUUCUUGUUUUUAACCUUAGCUCCUUUUACUGAACAACCAUGAGCUCCCAGAUUCGUCAGAAUUAUUCCACCGAGGUGGAGGCUGAGGUCAACCGCCUGGCCAACCUGCACCUGCAGGCCUCCUAUACUUACCUCUCUCUGGGCUUCUAUUUCAACCGUGAUGAUGUGGCUUCCCAGGGUGUGGGCCACUUCUUCCGAGUGUUGGAGGAGAAGAAGUUCAAGGGCGCUGAGCUUCUUUUUAAGAUGCAAAACCAGCGAGGUGGCCGCAUUGUUCUCCAUGAUGUGAAGAAGCCUUCCCACCAUGAGUGGGGCAAAACUCAGGACGCCAUGGAAGCUGCCCUGGCCUUGGAGAAGAACCUGAACCAGGCCCUUUUGAAGCUGCAUGCCCUGGGUUCUGCCCAUGAAGACCCUCAUCUCUCUAACUUCCUGGAGAAACACUUCCUAGAUGAGGAGGUGAAACUCAUCAAGAAGAUGGGCGACCAGCUGACUAACCUCCGCAGACUGGCCAGCUCCCAGGCUGGGCUGGACAGCCCCCAGGCUGGGCUGGGCGAGUAUCUCUUUGAAAGGCUCACCCUCAAGCACCACUCGAAGCCUUUGGAACCCAGAGGCCUUUGAGAGGCCCCUCUGCAUUCCCCUGGUGUCUGGCUUUUACCUGAGCCUCUCCCUGAAACCACUAGCCAUUCUUUUAACCACCCUGAAGCCCUCUCCCAUGCAUUGGACCAAAUGGAAACAAUAAAAAGCUUUUUGCAUCAAAGAAAACGAAAAAAGAAAAAUAAUUUAAUUUUUUGGCCCUGGCCAGGUAGCUCAGUUGGUUAGAGCAUCCUUCCAAUAUGUGAACAUUGAGUGUUGGAUCCCUGGUCAAGGCACAUACAAGAAACAACCAGUGAAUGCGUACAUAGAUGGGACAACAAAUCAAUGCUUCUCUCUUUCUCUCCCUUCUUCUCUAAAAUCAAUCAAUAAAU